AUGUCGAACACCGACUUCCUCGGCCGCGCAAUAGACGUGGUGAAGAAGGCCAUCGAAGCGGACACCGCCGCCGAGUACGAAAAAGCAUACCAGCUAUACUACCAAUCACUUGAGCUGUUUAUGCUGGCAUUGAAAUGGGAGAAGAAUGCCAAAUCCAAGGAGAUGAUAAGAGCGAAGGCGGGCGAGUACAUGGAGCGAGCCGAGAAGCUGAAGCAGCAUCUGGCGGACGCUGAUGGUAAGCAUAAGAAGCCGGGGAUGGUGGGUGCGAAUGGGAGUACGACGGGAGGAGGAGGGAAAGGGAAGGAGGGCGAUGACGAUGUAGAUCCUGAGAGCAAGAAGCUGAGGAAUGCGUUGGCGGGGGCGAUUUUACAAGAUAAGCCGAAUAUCAGGUGGGAAGAUGUUGCAGGUCUUGAAGGUGCGAAGGAGGCGCUGAAGGAGGCUGUUAUUCUACCAAUAAAAUUCCCACAUUUGUUCACGGGCAAGAGACAACCUUGGAAGGGCAUCUUGUUGUAUGGACCACCUGGGACGGGAAAAAGUUACUUGGCGAAGGCGGUCGCUACGGAGGCAAAUAGCACGUUCUUCAGUGUGAGCAGUUCGGACUUGGUCAGCAAGUGGAUGGGGGAGAGUGAAAGAUUAGUAAAGCAACUAUUCGCAAUGGCACGAGAAAACAAGCCAUCUAUCAUCUUCAUCGACGAAGUCGAUGCUCUUUGCGGUCCUCGAGGAGAAGGGGAAUCGGAAGCCUCAAGACGUAUAAAAACAGAAAUGCUCGUACAAAUGGACGGUGUAGGCCGUGACAGCAAAGGCGUUCUCGUUCUCGGCGCUACCAAUAUUCCCUGGCAACUCGAUGCAGCCAUUCGACGUCGUUUCCAAAGACGAGUACACAUCUCUCUCCCUGAUCUGCCUGCCCGGACGAAGAUGUUCGAGAUCAGUGUUGGCACGACACCGUGUGAACUUACAGGUGCUGAUUACAGGAAACUGGGUGAACUAAGUGAAGGAUACUCUGGAUCUGAUAUCAGUAUUGCGGUGCAAGACGCACUCAUGCAGCCAGUACGGAAAAUUCAGACAGCUACACAUUACAAGAAGGUUGUGGAUGACGGGAUUGAGAAGUUAACACCUUGCUCGCCGGGCGACGCUGGAGCCAUGGAGAUGACAUGGACAGAUGUCGAUUCUGACAAACUGCUGGAGCCUCCUUUGCAACUCAAGGAUUUCAUCAAGGCAGUCAAAGGUGCCCGACCAACCGUCUCAGGAGAGGAUAUCAAGCGCAGUGAAGACUGGACCAAUGAGUUCGGUAGUGAAGGUGCUUGA
Hyaloscypha bicolor E is the source of this 1305-nucleotide messenger RNA. Its product is annotated as vacuolar protein sorting-associated protein-like protein VPS4. Bases 1 to 1305 code for a protein of 434 amino acids. Lineage: Eukaryota; Fungi; Ascomycota; Leotiomycetes; Helotiales; Hyaloscyphaceae. The transcript is spliced from 3 exons. The record is from RefSeq and is a predicted model, not a curated record. Gene Ontology annotation, biological process: vacuole organization; endosomal transport. Gene Ontology annotation, molecular function: ATP hydrolysis activity; ATP binding.